This is a messenger RNA of Rangifer tarandus platyrhynchus (Svalbard reindeer), 393 nucleotides long. NCBI's taxonomy places the organism in Eukaryota, Metazoa, Chordata, Mammalia, Artiodactyla, Cervidae. The record is from the annotation of a GenBank genome assembly.
AUGCUCCGAGUCCUGCAGAGGGAAGAACAGGCAAGUGUUCUUGCUGGAAAGACAAGUGAAAGUGAAGUCGCUCAGUCGUGUCCGACUCUUUGCGACCCCAUGGACUGUAGCCCACCCCGCUCCUCCGUCCAUGGGUUUUUCCAUGUAAGAACACUGGAGUGGGUUGCCAUUUCCUUCUCCAGAGGAUCUUCCCAACCCAGGGAUCUUGGAGAGAAAAGAGAUUUCUACAUAAGAUCCCCAAGUUCCAAACCACAGGCAGUAACGCUGAAGGCUUGGUGGCCUCAUAGUUACGCAGGAGGCAGGGACAGAGUUAGCACGUGGAUGGCAGAAGAACUAAAACAGCUGAGAACUAACAUAUCCAGGAGACUGGGAACACUUGCUAAUCAGCAAUAA